This is a messenger RNA of Trypanosoma theileri, 1089 nucleotides long. RefSeq lists its product as uncharacterized. The annotation marks the transcript as partial. NCBI's taxonomy places the organism in Eukaryota, Euglenozoa, Kinetoplastea, Trypanosomatida, Trypanosomatidae. The transcript has a single exon. The record is from RefSeq and is a predicted model, not a curated record.
UCCCGUGGGGCUGUGGAGGUGUCGUGCGGGGCCGGCGGUGCGCUGCGUGUACGCCCCGCUGCUGAGAGCGAGUGGCUUACAUGCAGUGCGGGCAGCCGUGUGUCUGCAUGUGGGAAGUACGCAGACCUCUGCCGCCAGCGUACCGCAACAACAGCAGCAACAACGACAACAAGGACGGCAAUCAUUGCUAGUAGUACUCCUACUCCUACUACUAAUGCUGGACUGACAACGGCACGAAGGGCUUCUGGACCUUGGACAUGGGAUGAUUUUCUUGAACAAGAAAACCAUGAAAAUAAGUGUAAAGGUAGUACUGGUGAGACGACAUUUGUAAUGGGUUGUAGUGUCUGGAAUCCAUCUGGUAAUCCUAACCCUUCAAAACAGGCUCCCAGUGGAAGUGCAAGAGCACCAGAUUCAACUGGUAAAAAUGCGGUAGUGAGUGGUCCUGGUAGACCAGGCAGUAGUGGUCAUGAGAGAGAAGGUGGAAGUAGUGAAUUAAAUACAGAAGCGGAAGUGGGAGCGAGAGAAGUUGUUCGUGCUGAAAGUGAUAACUCACCGAAAGAUCCUUCCUCGGAACGUGAUUCACAAAGGCAAACUCAAGAGUCUGCUGCACCUUCCCAAGGUGACGAAGAAACGUCGAAUAACGCAAGGGAUAUCAAUACACCUGGCAACUCUAAUCCUACAGAGCAAUCUCCUGCAGCUGCAGUUCCCACUGCCACAGAAAGCUCCAACGAAAACGACACCACUUCUCAGCCGAGCCCCGCAAAUACUGCCAGUGAAGAAUCAACCGCGACUCCUUCUCGUGACUCUAAUCUUAAUCAGCAAUCUACUGCAACUGAUGAUGUGACUGCCGCACCAAACUCACACGAAACAAAUACCACUACUCCGGCUAGUCCCGAGAACAAUGUCACUGAAGCACCAACCACCACUCCAUCUCCUGUUCCUGUACCCAACACAGAGAUCAGCAGCAACAUCGCCUCCACAGUACAGAAGAACAAAGCUAAUGCUGAUAGCAGUGUCAGUCCUGUGUGGAUGCGCAAUGCAGCACCGCUGUUGAUUGUGGCUAUGUUGUUCUCCGUUACCAUGUACUGA